This is a messenger RNA of Penicillium hordei, 3801 nucleotides long. RefSeq lists its product as uncharacterized. The record is from RefSeq and is a predicted model, not a curated record. NCBI's taxonomy places the organism in Eukaryota, Fungi, Ascomycota, Eurotiomycetes, Eurotiales, Aspergillaceae. The transcript is spliced from 11 exons. Gene Ontology annotation, molecular function: oxidoreductase activity; fatty acid synthase activity. Bases 1 to 3801 code for a protein of 1266 amino acids. Gene Ontology annotation, biological process: secondary metabolite biosynthetic process; fatty acid biosynthetic process.
AUGCUUUCCUUGACUCCUGUUCCUGACUCGACGCGCAUGUGGUUCGAGUUCAAAGUUUCUUCGCUGAGAGAAAUGGCUUGGGUUGAACACUGCACCGGCCUUGUACGGAUUGACACGGACUACAGUGACCAGCAUGCGCCGGAAGGUGCUGUAGAGAAGCUGCGGUUCGCCAACUCAGCACGUUCGUGGUACAAAGUCAUGGCAGAUGUUGGGUUCAACUUUGGACCCGCGUUCCAGAAACACUUACAAGUGGAGACAAUCACUGGUCAGAGGAAGAGCCGGUCGACAGUUUCUCUGCAACCCCCAGAGUCAUCUUAUGGGCAGUCCAUCUAUCCCAUGCACCCAGCUUGCAUUGAUGGAUGUUUUCAAACUGUUUCCCCAGCUCUGUGGGGAGGCGAUAGAACAACCGUCGGAGCUGUUUUGGUGCCGGCUGUCAUUAGCAGUCUUGUCAUUACUGCACAAGAGCAAUCUCCAAAUGAGGCUAUCUCCGUUGCAUCGGCACAUUACCUGGGGAUCGGGCGCACCGAUACCCCUAGAAACUACGGAACGGAUUGUUCCGUUUAUAAUCCCAAGGAUGGAUCUCUCCUCUUGGAGAUGAAGGGACUUCAAUUCAGAGAGCUGGAAACAAGCGGGGAUGAGCGGCCUGAGCACGUCUUCACUAGAACUUCCUGGAAUGCAGACAUUUCAACCUUACUAUCUUCACCUACGUUGAAAGUCUUGGAGGUCAAUCUUGGCGCAGAAGAUGCGACCAGCAUUUGGCUUCAAAGCAAUUCGCCGUCAUCCAGCCCAAUCCGAGAUGCAUGCUCACAGUACCACUUUGCAUCAACCGACCCAACGGCCCUCGUUGCCGCGCAGGAUCAAUAUUCGUCACGGGCCCCCAAUGCAGAGUUUACCAUGAUUAACCCCGCCGUUUCUCAGGAAAUUCUGGAUGGCGUGCAAUUCGAUCUGGCCAUCGUAACGGUUUCGCCCUCCGCAUCAACGGAGGAAGUGAGGGCAGUUGUAGCAAGUGUGGAUUUGUCCAUGCACGGCAGUGAUAUUCAAGCUGCCCUUUCCGACAACAAUUUUGGCAACAUUCACACGUUGAGCGAUAACGUUUAUCUGUGCUCACCGGUGAGCAUAAGAACCAAUAAAGAGGAUCAUAUUUCUGCGCGGCCAGUGAUCAAACACGUCAGUCUCCAGCCAACCGCCCAAAAAGCUCCCCCACAGAUCGUUGAAUCUUUUGGAAAUGGAAAUUGGAUUGUUGAUAGCGUUGUAGAUGUGGCGAACGGUACCAAGGCCAAUGAAUCUGUUCUCAUCCUUGAACUUUCAACUACUGUCAUGGAUUCUCUGGACGAGAGACAAUGGCAGAUCUUGCAGAACCUCAUUCAAAAGGAAUGCCAGAUCUUAUGGGUUACCUCUGGCGCCCAGAUGGAUGUCACCAAUCCGACCAAACCUGCCAUUAGUGGUUUCUUCCGCGUUUUGCGAGCUGAGGAACUUCUCCUCCGCUUAGUUGUUUUGGAUGUGGAGCAGCCAUUGAAGCCCACCACGGUGACAGCUAUCGAAUCUUGUCUCACUCUCAUGGCCGAGCCUCAGGCCAAGCAACUGAUUGAGAGCGAGUUUGUAGAGCGUGGGGGCGUUCUACAUGAUGAGGAACUUAGUUCCCAGAAAACGGAAUUAGUCGACCUACAUGCUAAUGACGCCCGCAUCCGCCUGAAUUCCCUGACGUUGCCUGCUGGCUUUGAUGAAGUUGAGAUCUUUGCCACCGGCAUGAACUACAAGGAUGUUGUGGUUACCAUGGGAAUUGUUCCUGGUAAUGAGCACACUCUUGGAGGUGAAGGCGCAGGUGUGAUCACUAGGGUCUCUCCAGAAGUAACCUCAUUUGCAGUGGGACAACGUGUUGUGGUGUUUGACAAGGGAAUGUUUGCCAACCGAGUCCAGACAACCCCGGGGCGGGUUCAUAGUAUUCCAGACUGGAUGACCUUUGAACAUGCCUCCACCUUGUCAGCAGUCUACUUGACGUCAAUUUAUUCCCUGUUUGAUCUGGGAAAUGUGGUCAGGGGCCAGCGCGUUCUCAUCCACUCCGCUGCUGGUGGUGUUGGUAUCGCAGCAAUCCAACUGUGCCAAUAUGCAGGUGCUGAGAUCUUUGCCACGGUUGGAACCGACGAGAAACGAAAGUUCCUCAAAUCAACCUUCGGGCUUUCGGAUGACCGGAUCUUCAACUCACGAAAUACUGAUUUCGCUAACCAGAUAUCUGAUGCUACCAACGGCCAGGGAGUGGACGUUAUUCUGAUCUCAUUGACGGGUGAUUUGCUGGACGAAUCAUGGCGUAUAUUGGCCGAUGGGGGGACAAUGAUCGAGAUUGGAAAAAAGACAUUCUGGAUCGUAACAGCCUGUCAAUGGAACCUUUUGAUCGAAACAUUUCAUUCCGACCAGUGGAUAUGUCGCAUGAGAGAGCUCCAGACCAUCUUGUCUCUCGCGGAGGCGGUAGUCAAAGUUCCAGUCCGACGAGCUCCCAGAACUCUGAACUUGCGCAGUGACGCAUGCUACCUAAUUGUCGGUGGGCUAAAGGGUCUUUGUGCCUCUCUCGCCGUGUAUCUGGCCAAAUGCGGUGCAAAGCACUUGGCCGUGAUCUCGCGUAGCGGUCACGCCGAUGAGAAAUCACAGGGCGUGGUCCGAGAAAUUCAGGCUUUGGGGUGCGAGAUUGACCUUCUUUCGGGGGAUGUUUCGAUCAUGGAUGACGUGGAGAAAGCUUUCCGGCAGACUACGGUGCCAAUUGCCGGCAUUGUUCAAGGCGCAAUGGUGCUAAGGGAUCGAAUCUUCUCCAUGUCCGUCGAUAAAUACCACGGCGCACUAGCAUGCAAAGUCCAAGGAACAUGGAACUUGCACAACGCAGCUGAAAAUCUAGGCCUCCAGCUAGACUUCUUCACUAUGUUGUCCAGUAUCUCACAAGUCGUCGGCCAAAAGGGUCAAGCCAACUAUACCGCCGGUAAUGCGUUCCUGGACUCCUUCGCCAGCUACCGUCGUCUGGGUCAACCGGCCUGUGCAGUCGACCUCGGUGUUAUUGAAGAUGUGGCUACAUUCACGAACGAGAUGGCAUGCAACAGAAGCUUGACACCAGCAUCUGGGUGGCAACGGGACGAUGCGCCAUCAACACUCUCCGCCACGCAGAUAAUCACCGGUAUCCCGGUACCUCAGCCUGAGAACUCGCAGUUGUUACAAGAUGCCCGAUUUGCUAGUCUCUUUACCACCACUGGGCGCACAGCGACCGGUGGUGGCGAGGGGAAUAGCUCGGCUGGUUCUAAAGAGAUUCAGGCAUUGUUGCUGUUGCUUCGGUCCAAAUCCCCGGAUCACGCAGCGCAGCUUAUGCAAGAUCCUGAGCGUGCCGAAAGCGCGAUCCAAUCCAUCGUGAAGGUUGAACCUGCGCCGAAGUCGCCCGGCAAGAUCAAGUUCCUCCAUCUUGAUCUCAACGACUUGGAAUCAGUCAAGGGGGCAGCGACUACCUUUGCACAACAAGAAUCAAAACUUGAUGUCCUCUGGAAUAAUGCGGGAACUGGGGCGAACCUGGUCGAAGCCGGCGCUAAAACAGCCCAGGGAUUCGAAGCUAUGGUUGGAAUGCACUGUAUCGCGACUUUGCUAUUCACCGAGCUCCUGCGACCGCAGCUACGGGCAGCCGCAGCAGCGCCCGAGACACCCCAUGGAUCUGUUCGCGUAGUGUGGACAUCCAGCUUUCUAGCAGAGGGUGCCUCGCCACCGAAUGGGAUUGAUUUCACAGGGUUGGAUAAGGGAACCAAAGAUCGAACUCGCAACUAUGCUGUCUCAUAG